Molecule: messenger RNA, 1949 nt
Organism: Hevea brasiliensis (rubber tree)
Lineage: Eukaryota; Viridiplantae; Streptophyta; Magnoliopsida; Malpighiales; Euphorbiaceae
Product: DEAD-box ATP-dependent RNA helicase 20
Exons: 10
Coding region: 177-1694 (505 amino acids)
Cellular component (GO): ribonucleoprotein complex; cytoplasm; nucleus
Molecular function (GO): RNA binding; RNA helicase activity; ATP binding
Source: RefSeq, a predicted model, not a curated record
AUAAAAGGAAAGUGAAGUGAGGAAAAGGGGGAGAGCGAGAGCGAUAGGUGGGGGUCGUCUCUGUGUUAAAAGGUAAAACCCUAAAAGCCCAAGAAAGGAAGAGAACCCAUUCUUUUAUCACCACUAAUUUGUCUGUGACUGUCAGAAUCCGUAGUGAGUAGCGCCAAAUCGAAACGAUGAGCCGAUACGAUAGCCGUUCCGGCGACCCCACUUCUUAUCGUGACCGGAGAAGUGACUCAGGUUUUGGUGGGGCUUCGGGCUAUACUGGCUCAGCGCGGUCCUCAGCCGAGAGGAGGGACUAUAGCCGCGCUGACUCACCGAGGAAAUCUGAUUUGGAUGGGUUGACUCCAUUUGAGAAGAAUUUCUACAUUGAGUCACCAUCAGUGGCGGCAAUGUCAGAGAGGGAGGUUGAGGAGUACAGGCAACGGAGAGAAAUUACUGUAGAGGGCCGUGAUGUUCCAAAACCUGUCAAGAGUUUUCGCGACACAGGGUUUCCGGAUUAUGUUUUGCAAGAAAUAACAAAAGCUGGCUUUGUCGAACCUACUCCUAUACAAGCUCAAGGGUGGCCAAUGGCUUUGAAGGGUCGUGACCUCAUUGGUAUCGCUGAAACAGGAUCAGGGAAGACCCUUGCCUACUUAUUGCCUGCAAUUGUCCAUGUUAAUGCCCAGCCAAUUUUAGCGCCUGGGGAUGGUCCAAUUGUUUUAGUUUUAGCUCCUACGCGGGAACUUGCUGUUCAGAUACAACAAGAAGCUGCAAAAUUUGGUGCAUCAUCAAGAAUAAAAAAUACAUGCAUAUAUGGUGGUGUUCCAAAGGGACCUCAGGUGCGCGAUCUCCAGAAAGGAGUUGAAAUUGUUAUUGCUACACCAGGAAGGUUGAUUGAUAUGUUGGAAUCACAUCAUACAAAUUUGCGGAGGGUUACUUACUUAGUGUUGGAUGAGGCAGAUCGGAUGCUAGACAUGGGAUUUGAGCCUCAGAUACGCAAAAUUGUUUCUCAGAUUCGCGCAGAUCGUCAAACUUUGUACUGGAGUGCCACUUGGCCUAAAGAGGUCGAACAACUGGCAAGGCAAUUUCUUUACAACCCAUAUAAAGUGAUAAUAGGAUCUGCAGAUUUAAAAGCUAAUCAUGCAAUACGCCAACACGUUGACAUUGUUUCUGAAAAUCAGAAAUAUAACAAGCUGGUGAAGUUGCUGGAGGAUAUCAUGGAUGGCAGCCGUAUUCUUAUUUUUAUGGAUACUAAGAAGGGUUGUGACCAGAUCACUCGGCAGCUUCGCAUGGAUGGUUGGCCUGCUCUCUCAAUUCAUGGAGACAAAAGUCAAGCAGAAAGGGAUUGGGUCCUCUCAGAAUUUAAAGCUGGCAAAAGUCCCAUAAUGACUGCAACAGAUGUUGCUGCACGUGGAUUAGAUGUGAAGGAUGUAAAAUAUGUGAUCAAUUAUGAUUUUCCUGGAUCCCUUGAGGAUUAUGUUCACCGAAUUGGUCGGACUGGAAGAGCUGGAGCAAAAGGAACAGCCUACACUUUCUUCACAGCUGGGAAUGCCAGAUUUGCAAAGGAACUUAUCACUAUACUUGAGGAAGCUAGGCAGAGGGUCAGUCCAGAAUUGGCUGCAAUGGGUCGUGGUGCCCCUCCUCCACCGUCAGGUCAUGGGGGUUUCCGAGAUCGUGGGAGGGGUUAUGGUGGUGGCCGUUCCUGGAGCUGAUUGGCAAACUCAUAGCUCGUGUCGAGGGAAAACUUCAUGACUACAGCAUAGAGAUCUAGAUGUCCUGCAAAUCAACUUUGUCAUCUUUUAUCAGUUAUUUAAUUUCAUUGGUUUACGUGCCUACAAAUAUAGGGCAAGUAGUUCUGUAAGUUAACUUCUUGAACUGUCACCAAAUGAUAUUAAAUAUGUACUAUAGUGUUGAAAGUUUCAUGUUCUCUCUCAUUAACAAUACAAACACAAACUUCGGUCUUAAAA